Oikopleura dioica is the source of this 987-nucleotide messenger RNA. The record is from the annotation of a GenBank genome assembly. Lineage: Eukaryota; Metazoa; Chordata; Appendicularia; Copelata; Oikopleuridae.
AUGAAGCUUUUCUGGCUUUCUUUCAAUGAGCCCACUACCGCGCCAAGUCUUUCGGAGAAAAAAAUCGCUGGUGAAGAUGUCUUCAAUUGUCUGCAAAAGAGAAUGGAUGCUGUUUGCAGCGAAGUUUCGGAAGGAGUCUACCCUUUUGCCCGAAAGAGCGACGCCUUUGCCGAUUGGUAUUGCUACGCUGGCUUUGACGACGACUUGGAGAUUUCAAACGAGUGCAUUUUAUGGGCGGGUCGGCCUAAGGCUCCUUGCACCCCAUUUAUGCUGGAUGGCUAUGACACUCUUUUUACUUGUUUUUUCCUUCUUCGCACAGAACAUUUUGAUUUCGAAGAGUCGUUUAUUCAAGAGAAAACGAAGUUUACUUAUGAAGACUUGCAGCUUACCGCUGAUUUGGGCUUCUGGAAUCAAUCCUGCAAGCCACAAGAGGGCGCAAUCUUCCAUAAAAAGCAUAAAACUGGAUCAACGACAUUCAAAAAUCUGAUCGACAGAUACUUCAACCUGAGAAACAUGUUUUCUCUGGUCGAAGAGCCGCACAUGAUCUACUCGACGGGCUGUUAUCCGGCCAAAUUCAACAAAAAUGGAUCUUUCGCAGUGAAAAUAUUCACAUCAGUACGCGACCCUCUCGCUACUUUCCGCUCCGCCUUCAAUUACUUCUACUCUUCGAUUUCGAAAAGAGUCAGCGACGGAUGCAACGUCAUUUGCUGGGAAGCGCCCUUCGAAUCCAUCGUUCGCCGCUCAAAUUCGACUUUCGAAAACGAGAAGCCGGACAUCAACGAGUUCUUGAGCAUUCUGCCGGAGAACUACGACGCGGCAGAUGGCUGGAACUUCCGAGUGCGCAAUCUUCAAUCCUACGAAAUGGGCUUGGACAUGGACAAAAUGGACGACUUUCUCUUCGUCAAGCAGUAUUUUGAGAAGCUCGACACUCAGUAUGAUUUAGUCUUGAUACAGGGGAUGAAAUCAGUUGCCAUCAGAAAUUUUUAA